Molecule: messenger RNA, 393 nt
Organism: Trametes versicolor FP-101664 SS1
Lineage: Eukaryota; Fungi; Basidiomycota; Agaricomycetes; Polyporales; Polyporaceae
Exons: 1
Source: RefSeq, a predicted model, not a curated record
UCUGUACUUACUUGGCAUCCUGCCAUCCCUCCACAUGAUUCUGGUACGUUCUACGAUGUUCCGGACUAUUCUAGACAGCGUCCGGAUUACUCGCAUUACUCAGCCAUGGACUAUCUGACCUUAUGUCGAUUAUGCUCCCUUACUCAGCGUUACUCAUCGCUCAGUCAGCGUCCUCUGGACGUCACAUGCUCUCUUCUUAUACGCUUACUCAUCGUCCUCCCCAGUAGUAUAUAAGGAGGACUCUGCAGGCCUCUGCUCUUCAGUCGUUCUCUCACAGACUGAAGAGUAAGUCCCACACUACCUAUGCUUCCUUACAUGUUUACUUACUAGUACUUGUAGCCUCUCUUUGUGCGGCUUACAGGUACAGUACUAUGCAAUCAUAGUCGUUCUCUC